Uranotaenia lowii is the source of this 2225-nucleotide messenger RNA. RefSeq names its product probable tubulin polyglutamylase ttll-15. The record is from RefSeq and is a predicted model, not a curated record. The transcript is spliced from 3 exons. The coding region runs from base 320 to 2008 and encodes 562 amino acids. Lineage: Eukaryota; Metazoa; Arthropoda; Insecta; Diptera; Culicidae. Gene Ontology annotation, biological process: protein modification process.
AUUCAUUCAUUCAUCAGACGUGGGCCGAACCGCAGCAUCACUGUACACUUCAUUUCAUCAUUAAACUUAUUAUACCAAGUCCCACUUAACAAUGUGAAAGAUUUCCUUUAAACAACAGUAUAAAAGAGUGUCCAAUAAUGUUCGAACUGUGAUAAAAGUACUCAUUCCAUAUCGUUCAAGUUUUACGUUAGUUUAAAAAGAAUAAGUCAUACGCAUCAAAAUUCUGCUCACGCGUAGCCAGUUGGAAAAGCACUCGACCUACAUUCUAUCGGCCAACGAGUAUCUCUCCCAUGAAAGAAAGUUCAAAGAAUUGAUUAAUAUGACAGAAAAAAGGAAAACUGAGCGCCGAAAACAAGAACCUUCCGCGAAAGCUGGGAAUGUUACGAAAGGCGCAGAGGAGAAAUCUCCGGCCGAACAACAAUCAAACCCAACUCAACAUAUCAUACAUGAAGAUCUGAACUGUUUCUUCGAUUUAAGAACCAAGAAAGGCCAAAUUUUAUUUUUUGUUAUCACCAUUUUCGCGGCUACCCUAACGCAAUGUCUUCCGAAAGAUACGUUGGCCACUAUACUGCAGCUGAGAGAACCGGGAGGAAAAUCCGCAGAACCAACACAGUGCCAAGAACGUCUCAUCGAACGAAUAGUGCGGCAGGAGGUUGAACCACGACCAAAGUAUAGAAUCUACGGGCGCAAUCCAUCUGGUGGUCAUCUUGUGCACGUACAUGCGGUUCUAGAACGCCUGGGGCUGACACAAGUUGGAAACGACAGUGGAGUAAACGAUUGGGAUCUGUUAUGGGCCCAUGAUUAUCCAUUUGGAAAGCUCAAUCUGAAUCAUCUCAAACCGCAUCAACUGGUUAAUCACUUCCCAGGUUCCGGAUACAUAACAAACAAAGUUGACCUGAGCACGACGAAAAUCAAAUACAUACCCCGCGCUUUUAAGCUGCCCAGCGAAGCGGAACAACUGAGAAAAUUCGCUAUAGAGAAUCCCAAUCAACGAUUUGUGCAGAAAAAUAACCAACAUCGACAUAUCCAAAUCAAGACGUUGGAGGAAAUUGAUUUCGGUAAUAACGAAACCUUCGCCCAAGAGUUUAUAGACGAUCCGUUGCUUGUGGAUGGGUACAAGUUUGACAUUGGAGUUUAUACAGUCAUUACAUCGAUCGAUCCACUGAGGGUGUACAUUUACAAAGGGGACAUUCUUUUCCGAUAUUGUCCAGUGGAGUACUAUCCAUUUGAUCACAAAAAUCUCGACAAGUACAUCGUAGGGGACGAUUACCUUCCCACAUGGGAGGUUCCAAUGUUGAAACCAUUUUACACCAAACUUGGCUUCGGUAUGAAAGAUUCCUUCGAUGCUUAUAUGCGAAGCACUGGACGUGAUCCUACUAUUAUUUGGGAUCAAGUAGAAGACGCGAUUCGACUAGCAAUACUCAGCAAGGAAUCGCUAUUGGCAGCUAUGCUUCCACGUUACGCAAGUAAGCGAAACUUUUUUGAAAUGAUGCGUUUCGAUCUUGUAGUGGACAAAAACCUGAGGGUCUAUCUGAUGGAAGCUAAUAUGAGCCCAAAUCUAUCAUCGGCCCAUUUCAAGCCCAACCGAUUGCUGUACGAACAGGUAAUCUAUAACUUUCUCCGUUUAGUCGGGGUGGGAUCCGAUUUACGUAGAGAUUCGUUCCGCCGUCGGUCUCCAGAAACGGAAGCCAUGAUUUCUGCCCUCAAGAACGUGGUCGUCGAUGCAAAAGUCUGCUCAGAAGCACCGUGUACCGAGUCUUGUGCUCCGGUGGAUUGUUCGCUGUGUGUGGCCUGUUUGGAAAACUCAGAUCUCCGAGAACUGCACGCUGCCUAUCGGGAACAUCUAAACCGUGGUGAUAUGAAACGCAUUUUCCCAGUGCCAAAGGCGCAACGUCGCCAGGAUGAAUACGAGGAGCUGAUGGCUUCCAGCAAGAUGAGUGCAAAGAACCGCUGGAUGAGCCGGUGGUUUGAUGAAAAAUGUCAACUGGAUGUUUCGUACUGUUAUUGAAAAGCAAUAUUUUAAACUUAUUAUAAGGGUGCAUACACUUUCAUGUACACAAACGAAUCUAAUGGAUUCUUCUCUCGAAACAAAAUAGUAUUAUGAAUAGUACUUAGAAGUGAGUUUUAAAACGUUUAAUAGAUUUUACCAGUUUUAAAUACAUUAGAAAGAAUUUUAAACAAAUAUUUUGAUGUAGAUGAUACGGUUAUGAAAUAAACAUAUCCAA